Nannospalax galili (Upper Galilee mountains blind mole rat) is the source of this 2215-nucleotide messenger RNA. RefSeq names its product armadillo repeat containing X-linked 5 (gene Armcx5). The transcript has a single exon. The record is from RefSeq and is a predicted model, not a curated record. The coding region runs from base 175 to 1881 and encodes 568 amino acids. NCBI's taxonomy places the organism in Eukaryota, Metazoa, Chordata, Mammalia, Rodentia, Spalacidae.
ACUUUGAGUGAGCUUCCUCAGCAUGCUGUCUAUAUCAUUGGCAGAAUCUGUAGUUGGAAAGGGGGCUGCAUGACUACUGGACUUUAUAUGAAAACACCAACUUGGGGAAGACCUUCAGGCAAGGCCGAGAUAGGAGUAGAGGCAUAUUAUUUGGUCUUGCCUUUAACUUGAACCAUGAUUGGCUCUAAAACCAAAGCAAGGGCUAGAGAAGAGGCUGGGGCUACCUCGAAUCCUGGAAUCAGUGGCCUUGCGAAUACUAAAGUAAAGGCCAAGAGUCAGACCAAGGCAGUGGUUGAGGCAAAACCAAAACAGAAACUGGGGAACCAGGCUGAGGCUAGGGAUGAAGCAAUGGUCAGGACUCAGACAGUGAUUUGCACUGAGGCUGACUCUGUGACAUUGGAAGUAUGCAAAAUAGAAGAUAUGACUAAUAUUAGAGUCACAACUCAGAGUGAGACAGAGCUCCUGCCAGAGCCUGGGUUAGUGAUUCAAACCAAGUCCGAAGCCAUGCCUGUGUCUAUGGUCAUUACUGUAACCAAAUCUGGAGUCAGGGUUGACACUGGCAUUGAGGCACAUAUCAAGUGCUCUGCCAAGGCUAAUGAUAAGUCCGGUAUUGGGUGCAGAUCUAAGAUAAAGGAACAGGCCAGCAUCAGUUCCAGGGCUGGAGACAAAACUAGUAUUGUCAGCAGCUCCACUGAUGAGGAUGAAGAAAAUGUGUGCUCUUGGUUUUGGACUGGAGAAGAGCCUAGUAUAGGGUCCUGGUUCUGGCCCAAAGAAGAAACCCCCUUUCAAGUUUAUAUGCCCCCACCUAAGAUUGAGGAAAAACCCAAAUCCCCAGAGAAACACAACUUUACUUUAAAAGAAAAAGCAGCUGCAUGGGCAAGGGCCAGAUAUAUUGUCCUAGUCCCAGUUGAGGGAGGUGAACAAUCUUUGCCUCCCGAAGGGAACUGGACCCUGGUUGCAACCUUAAUUGAAACUCCUUUGGGUAUUCGGCCAUUGACUAAGAUUCCACCUUAUAAUGGACCUUACUUCCAGACCUUAGCUGAGAUAAAAAACCAGAUUAGGCAGAGAGAAAAGUAUGGACCUCAUCCAGGGGCCUGCCGCUGUAAAUCACGUAGCUUUAGUUUAGAGCCUAAAGAGUUUGAUGAACUUGUUGCCCUCCUUAAGUUAACUAAGGAUCCUUUCAUUUAUGAGAUAGCUACGAUGAUAAUGGGUAUCAGUCCUGCCUAUCCGUUUACUCAAGAUAUAAUUCAUGAUGUUGGUAUUACUGUUAUGAUUGAAAAUUUGAUCAAUAAUCCAAAUGUUAAGAAACAUACUAAAACUCUAAAUACUGUGAGUGACAACUCAGAGUCUUCUGAAGAACCAAAAGGGAAUGAAUCACAAAUACAUCAGAUUUGUAAGGGCAUAAUCUCUUGUCCUUUGAACUCUUCUGUACUAGUGGAUGAACUAAAAUUACUGGUGAACCUGAGUGGGAAACCCGAGAAUCACCACGUGAUUGCCAAUUACAUUCCAGAGUUCCUCAUAUUGCUAAAUAAAGGAAGUGUCAAAACCAAGUUUCAUGUCCUAAAAGUUUUUUUGUGCUUGUCGAAAAAUCAAGCCAAUACCAGAGAGCUGAUCAGUGCUGAAGUAUUGUCAUCACUCGUGGCUCUAUUUAACAAGAAUGAGUCAAAGGCCAAUAUUCUUAAUGUCAUUGAAAUAUUUGAGAAUAUAAAUUUCCAGUUCAAAAAGAGGACAAAGCUCUUUACCAAGGACAAGUUCACUAAAUCUGAACUUAUUUCAAUAUUCCAGGAAGCAAAAGGGUUUGGUCAGAAACUCCAAAACUUAGCAGAGCACAGUGAUCCUGAGGUGAAAGACAAAGUUAUCCGAUUAAUACUCAAACUCUAAAUAGCUGUACGUUUGCACAAAGCCUGGAAUGGUUUCUUUGUCUGUGCAAUAUAAAUCUAAUGAAUACUAUAAUUAUAAACUUGAUACUUGUGUUCUCUGUAUUUAUUGAAGGAGGCAAUUUUAUGGAUGCCAGUCAGAUCUAGAGAGACUGAGCAUUUGCUGAAUUUUGUGCUAUAUGCAUACUAUAAAUGGAGAUAUUUUUAGUAUUUCUGUAAUGUAACCUAAUGAUGAACAUAUUGGUCCUAAAUAAGCUAUAUUUCUGUGAUUAUACUGAUACAAGUGUAUUUUCGUAUUUCAUUUACAUGUUUUUAAUAAAGUCGCAUGCUAAACCUGA